This is a messenger RNA of Coffea eugenioides, 580 nucleotides long. RefSeq names its product probable acyl-activating enzyme 16, chloroplastic. The transcript has 4 exons. Gene Ontology annotation, biological process: fatty acid elongation. Gene Ontology annotation, cellular component: chloroplast. NCBI's taxonomy places the organism in Eukaryota, Viridiplantae, Streptophyta, Magnoliopsida, Gentianales, Rubiaceae. The coding region runs from base 45 to 383 and encodes 112 amino acids. Gene Ontology annotation, molecular function: long-chain fatty acid [acyl-carrier-protein] ligase activity. The record is from RefSeq and is a predicted model, not a curated record.
GUAUAGGUGAAAAUGUUGAACCAUCAGUGAUUGAAGAAGCUGCAAUGAGAAGUAGUCUAAUUCAACAAAUUGUUGUCAUUGGCCAGGAUCAACGACGUCUAGGAGCUAUUAUUGUGCCAAACAAAGAAGAGGUUAUUUUGGCAGCUAAGAAGUUGUCUAUCUUGGAUUCUGAUGCUUCUGAACUCAGCAAGGAUAAGAUGACUAGCUUGUUAUAUGAAGAGUUACGGAGUUGGACAUCCGAAUGCCCAUUUCACGUUGGACCAAUCAUCAUUGCUGAUGAACCAUUUACGAUUGAUGCUGGUCUAAUGACUCCAACCAUGAAAGUGAAGCGAGACAAAGUUGUAGCUGAAUACCAGGAACAAAUACAGAAUAUAUACAAGUGACAUCCUACCCAUAGAGUUGGAAGAACCAUUGGUCUGCAUUUACCUGUACGCAGAACUUGAAUUUGUUUUUUGAGUGUGAAAGUCUAGUCAUAUUUCGUGUUAUAAUGAUAGUGCCAGAUUUUCCAAAAUGACAACUCUGUAGACUGUAGACAGAUGAUUUUGGAUUGCAAUAUCAGCUGCUAUAGCCUUAAAUAAAA